Messenger RNA from Paramecium pentaurelia, 1083 nucleotides. NCBI's taxonomy places the organism in Eukaryota, Ciliophora, Oligohymenophorea, Peniculida, Parameciidae. The record is from the annotation of a GenBank genome assembly.
AUGAAGUAAAAGAUUAAAUCUUUUCUAAUAUUAUUCUAAAUUUGCCUUUUUACUGUGAAUGUCUUGUAAAAAGGAUGCUGUAUUAAUAAUCUUUUAAUUUUAGCUUCAUAAGUAGAUCAAUUAUAAAUGUUUCCAACUUAAGGAGAAAAAUUAUAAAUAAAUCUUCAUGUUCACCUAUUUGAGGGAGAAGAUCUUACUUAUGAUUUAAAAGACGAAUAUUUUAAAAUAGUAAAUCCGGUUGCAAAUACAGGGAACAGCUCAAUUCAUGCGACUUGUAUUUUUAAAUUUAAUUCAUUUAGCUGCAACUAAUAUCAGAUCGGUAAAAGCUUUUCGAUCCAGGUAAACUUAAUAAUGGAUGAAUUCGUUUGUCUUUUUAGACCAAAGUGAGACAGAAGUGUCAAUUUUUUUUUCAGAAGGGUAUUAGUCUAUGUAGAAUAUAGAUCCAUUUAAGAUAAAAUUCCAACCUCGGAUUUUAAAAAUAAGGUGAAAAUUGCACCAGUGAGUAAUGGUCUAUAGUGUUUCGAUGUAGAAUACAUUGAAAACAAUAAAUUCAUAAUUGAUUGCUAAAAGGAAGUGAUUGAGGAUUAAAUUACAAAAUAAACUGAUGUAUUUUAUCUCUACUCGAAAUAAACAAAAGAUAUAACUUCUUUUGAAGAUGAAGCAUUCGUCAAAUUAUACAACCAAAGAUAUAUAGGGUUGUAUUAUUAAAAAAGUGAAUUAGGAAAUGAAACAACUUACAUUGUUAGAGUUACACCAAGUUAUUCUUUGAAACCUAAAGAAAAACCUUAUUAAAAUCCAAUUGUGUAAACUUAUAUAUUGAGUAAAAAUGAUUAACCUCUACUUACAAACUAUCUUUUAGAUGAUGUCGACACUGCAAUUUUGUUCAGAAGAAGUGAUCUUAAAUUUAAUAUAGUGGAUUUCAAGAUUUCUUAUAAUGGAUUCAUUUACUUACUAGACUUCUUACAGGGUCUGGUGGUGGUCAAAUUAUUGUAAACAGGGGAAUGGAAUUUAGUUCAUAAAUUUUAUGAAUUUGAGGAAAAAAAAUAUUGUUUGCCUUCGAUCAUAGUCAAGAAGAGAAAUUGA